UUCUCUCAUAUUUUCUUAGAUCAUAGAUUCUCGACUCACAUUGUUUGAGCGAUCAUAUUAUUUUUGUGGUGAAGCCAUGCAUGGUCCCCCAUUGUUUGAGUACAUUUAGCCAGCUUUCUGAUGCAACAAUGAUAAGAGACAUAAGAUGAUUUCGAGUUCAGAAAACGCAGAUUCUCCGACAAGACACAACGACGACGACAAGAAUGAAAGCAAGCUGAUCAACAAAGCUCCAUCGAGUUCGUCGGCGCCACCGUCACCAUGGUUGAGAUUGAAAGAUCCGAGGAUCGUACGUGUUUCGCGUACUUUUGGGGGAAAAGACAGGCACAGCAAAGUUUACACCAUACAAGGAUUGAGAGACCGAAGGGUAAGGCUGUCGGUUCCCACUGCAAUUCAAUUGUAUGAUAUUCAAGACAGGCUUGGACUUAAUCAACCUAGCAAGGUCGUUGAUUGGUUGCUUGAUGCUGCUAAGCAUGAUAUCGACGAACUCCCACCAUUGCCGGUGCUGCCGCCGGCCUGCUUUCUGAAUUCCGACGCCUUUUCGAGGGCUAAAUCGAAAGAAAUCUCUAGGGUUGCAAUUGGUGAUAAACGAGAAAAAUGUGGACCAAAUGAAGAUGAUCAUGGUGCACAAGCUUUAAACAAUACCGUACCAUCGUCUCAUUCAUAUCGCCAUUUGGAGCCUUCGAGUUUUCCUUCAUCAUCAUCAUCAUCACAUUUAGGAAGUCAUGGAAUUAUAGUACAUGCGCCCCAUUCAGAAGAAGCACACAAUUUCAAUGCCGUGGCGCCGCCAUUGCCAUCCGCAUUAUCUCUAUGUCCACCGCCACUAGGAGGCGGAACACCGCCUUUGUUUCCACCUCAUCCCGUGGAUCCUAGACAACAAAUAAACCAUUUUCAGAUGCCGAGCUCAGGUGCACAACAACAAAGCCUCCUGCUUAAUUCUCUCAACUUUCCACCGUUUUCAUCGGUAACCCAAUCCAUUACACCCUUCCAAUUGAUUUCUCCUAGGUUUCUCCAUAGCCAUCCAGAUAAUAAGGAACAGAACUUUCCUUCUAAAUGACAACAAAAUCAAGUACUAUAUGGGUAAUAAUAACAUUUAAGGGCCAACCGAAUGAGGCAUACGACAUAUUGUGUUUCUCUUAUGUUCCAUCUAGAAUGUAAGUUUUCUUAGGGUUUGUGUUUGAUUUUCAUAAUUUUUGGGUUUUCAAAUAUGUCGUAGAAUUGAAUGCUAUGCCGUUGGAUGUUGGAGUGAUUGAAAUUUAUAUUUGAUAUUGCAUGAAUAGUUUGAAGCAAUAUUAAAAUA
Messenger RNA from Hibiscus syriacus, 1297 nucleotides. Its product is annotated as transcription factor TCP13-like. Gene Ontology annotation, molecular function: DNA-binding transcription factor activity; sequence-specific DNA binding. Gene Ontology annotation, cellular component: nucleus. The record is from RefSeq and is a predicted model, not a curated record. The transcript has 2 exons. Bases 146 to 1054 code for a protein of 302 amino acids. Lineage: Eukaryota; Viridiplantae; Streptophyta; Magnoliopsida; Malvales; Malvaceae.